Messenger RNA from Leopardus geoffroyi (Geoffroy's cat), 4335 nucleotides. It is a transcript of the gene TCF7L2, whose product is annotated as transcription factor 7 like 2. Gene Ontology annotation, cellular component: beta-catenin-TCF complex; catenin-TCF7L2 complex. NCBI's taxonomy places the organism in Eukaryota, Metazoa, Chordata, Mammalia, Carnivora, Felidae. The record is from RefSeq and is a predicted model, not a curated record. Gene Ontology annotation, molecular function: RNA polymerase II cis-regulatory region sequence-specific DNA binding; DNA-binding transcription factor activity, RNA polymerase II-specific. Bases 555 to 2591 code for a protein of 678 amino acids. Gene Ontology annotation, biological process: canonical Wnt signaling pathway; regulation of transcription by RNA polymerase II. The transcript has 16 exons.
CGGCAUCUCAUUAAGCGAGUGUGUUCCUCUCGCCCUGUCAAUAAUCUCCGCUCCCAGACUACUCCGUUCCUCCGGAUUUCGAUCCCCCUUUUUCUAUCUGUCAAUCAGCGCCGCCUUUGAACUGAAAAGCUCUCAGUCUAACUUCAACUCACUCAAAUCCGAGCGGCACGAGCUCCUCCUGUAUCUUCGGCUUCCCCCCCCUUUGCUCUUUAUAUCUGACUUCUUGUUGUUGUUGGUGUGUUUUUUUUUACCCCCCUUUUUUAUUUAUUAUUUUUUUGCACAUUGAUCGGAUCCUUGGGAACGAGAGAAAAAAGAAACCCAAACUCACGCGUGCAGAAGAUCUCCCCCCCUUUCCCCUCCCCUUCUCCCUCUUUCCCCUCCCCAGGAGAAAAAGACCCCAAAGCAGAAAAAAAAGUUCACCUUGGACUCGUCUUUUUCUUGCAAUAUUUUUUUUGGGGGGGGGGCAAAACUUUUUGGGGGUAUUUUUUUUUUUUUUUUUUGCUUUUCUUCCUCCUUCAUUUUCCUUCCAAAAUUGCUGCUGGUGGGUGAAAAAAAUGCCGCAGCUGAACGGCGGUGGAGGAGAUGACCUAGGCGCCAACGACGAACUGAUUUCCUUCAAAGACGAGGGCGAACAGGAGGAGAAGAGCUCCGAAAACUCCUCGGCAGAGAGGGAUUUAGCUGAUGUCAAAUCGUCUCUAGUCAAUGAAUCAGAAACGAAUCAAAACAGCUCCUCCGAUUCCGAGGCGGAAAGACGGCCUCCGCCUCGCUCCGAAAGUUUCCGAGAUAAAUCCCGGGAAAGUUUGGAAGAAGCGGCCAAGAGGCAAGAUGGAGGGCUCUUUAAGGGGCCACCGUAUCCCGGCUACCCCUUCAUCAUGAUCCCCGACCUGACGAGCCCCUACCUCCCCAACGGAUCGCUCUCGCCCACCGCCCGAACCCUCCAUUUUCAGUCCGGGAGCACACAUUACUCUGCGUACAAAACGAUUGAACACCAGAUUGCAAUUCAGUAUCUCCAGAUGAAAUGGCCACUGCUUGAUGUCCAGGCGGGGACCCUCCAGAGCAGACAAGCCCUCAAGGAUGCCCGCUCUCCGUCACCGGCACACAUUGUCCAGUGCCCCCUCCCUUGCUGCACUCAGGGACAUGACUGUCAGCACCUCUACCCCCCCUCAGACUUCACUGUCAGCACUCAAGUCUUCAGGGACAUGAAAAGGAGCCACUCCCUACAAAAGGUUGGGGAGCCCUGGUGUUUGGAGUCGAACAAAGUACCGGUUGUGCAACACCCUCACCAUGUCCACCCUCUCACGCCGCUCAUCACGUACAGCAACGAACACUUCACCCCGGGAAACCCACCUCCACACUUACCAGCCGACGUAGACCCCAAAACAGGAAUCCCACGGCCUCCGCACCCUCCAGAUAUAUCUCCGUAUUACCCACUAUCGCCCGGCACCGUAGGACAAAUCCCCCAUCCGCUAGGAUGGUUAGUACCACAGCAAGGUCAGCCCGUGUACCCAAUCACGACAGGAGGAUUCCGUCACCCCUACCCCACAGCUCUGACUGUCAACGCCUCCAUGUCUAGCUUCCUGUCUUCCAGGUUCCCUCCCCACAUGGUCCCACCACAUCACACUCUACACACGACCGGCAUCCCCCACCCGGCCAUAGUAACGCCAACCGUCAAACAGGAAUCCUCCCAGAGUGACGUCGGCUCACUCCAUAGCUCAAAGCAUCAGGACUCCAAAAAGGAAGAAGAAAAGAAGAAGCCCCACAUAAAGAAACCUCUUAACGCGUUCAUGUUGUAUAUGAAGGAAAUGAGGGCCAAGGUCGUGGCCGAGUGCACGUUGAAAGAAAGUGCCGCCAUCAACCAGAUCCUGGGGCGAAGGUGGCACGCGCUGUCCAGAGAAGAGCAAGCGAAAUACUACGAGCUGGCCCGGAAGGAGCGACAGCUUCACAUGCAGCUGUACCCCGGCUGGUCUGCGCGGGAUAACUAUGGGAAGAAGAAGAAGAGGAAAAGGGACAAGCAGCCAGGAGAGACCAAUGAACACAGCGAAUGUUUCCUAAAUCCUUGCCUUUCACUUCCUCCGAUUACAGACCUGAGCGCUCCUAAGAAAUGCCGAGCGCGCUUUGGCCUUGAUCAACAGAAUAACUGGUGCGGCCCUUGCAGGAGAAAAAAAAAGUGCGUUCGCUACAUACAAGGUGAAGGCAGCUGCCUCAGUCCACCCUCUUCAGAUGGAAGCUUACUAGACUCGCCUCCUCCCUCCCCCAACCUGCUAGGCUCCCCUCCCCAAGACGCCAAGUCACAGACUGAGCAGACCCAGCCUCUCUCGCUGUCCCUGAAGCCCGACCCCCUGGCCCACCUGCCCAUGAUGCCGCCGCCGCCCGCCCUCCUGCUUGCCGAGGCCGCCCACGGCAAGGCCCCCGCCCUCUGUCCCAACGGGGCCCUGGACCUGCCCCCCGCCGCCCUGCAGCCGCCCGUCCUGUCCGCCUCGUCUCUGGCGCAGCCGUCGACAUCUUCCUUACAUUCCCACAGCGCCGUGGCCGUGGCCGUGGCCGGGACGCAGCCCCAGCCGCUGUCCCUCGUGACCAAGUCUUUAGAAUAGCUUUAGCCUCGUCAGCCCCGGUUGGUUUGCGUAGUGUUGCGUUCCGCUUCUGUCCACCCCCCCACCCCCGCCCCCCAUCACCUCCCUCCCCCCCCCCAGAAAGGUUUCGUUUUGUACUCUUUUAAUUUUGUGCCACGUGGCUACAUUAGUUGAUGUUUAUGGAGUUCAUUGGUCAAUAUUUGACCCAUUCUUAUUUCAAUUCCUCCUUUUAAAUAUGUAGAUGAGAGAAGAACCUCAUGAUUCUACCAAAAUUUUUAUCAACAGCUGUUUAAAGUCUUUGUAGCGUUUAAAAAAUAUAUAUAUAUACAUAACUGUUAUGUAGUUCGGAUAGCUUAGUUUUAAAAGACUGAUUAAAAAACAAAAAGGAAAAAAAAAAAGAAGCAAUUUUGAAGCAGCCCUCCAGAAGGAGUUGGUUCUGUAUUAUUUGUAUUAAAUACGAGCUUGCGAACCAAUCAUUUUACAUCUGGUUUUUAAACCAUAAGGGCACGAGGAAUGCAGUGCCGUUACUCUUUUUUUUUUCUCUGUGUGAAACAACUUUAAUUGUGAUGUUACUUGUUAUUGUUUAAAUGUACAGAAACAAAGGGUUAAAUGUGUUAAUAUACCUUGUUCCAUGGUGUUGUUCUUUUGGGGGGAGGGGGAUGCUACUCAACCAUUAAUGGAAUCACAACGCUGUUGGACCAGUAGUAUUUAUUGCUUUAGAGAUUGCUCGUCGAACCUGUAUGUCGUCCCUUUUAAAAUAUGUUUUCCUUUUUCUUGAAACUGUAUAAAGUUUUUUUCCCCUUAGCAUAAGCAUCUUAUAUAUAACAACUCAUUUGUACAAGGUUUUUAAGUUUAUAUAUAAAAUGUGUAUAUAUAUUUUUUUGUUUCUCUUUUCGACUUUUUUUUUUUUUUUUUUUUUUUUUUUGGCUGUAUGAAACCCAGAUGCCGCCAAACGGACAUUAAUAGUUGCAUUUAAGGAUCAGUAGCAUUAACGGAAGUUGCUUUAAAAGCCAUUAUGUAAAACAAGACUUGAAAAUUAGUGAGGGAAUUUUAGCGGACGCUGUCUGAGCAGCAGCGGGAACCACCCUGUUUCUCCUUUGAACUCACAGUCGCCAGCUCUGUGCCCUUAGGACGUGGCCCGACUGUGUGCAAAACUUUAUGUGCCAAAAUUCUCAGUGACUUUAGCUUUCUCCCUCUUUUCGAUGCUGUAAUUUUUGUUCAUCAUGUUUUGCUGUGAUGUUACAUAGGUAGAUUUGUAUGUAGUUUUAAUGUCACCUAUAACAAGACGUGUUUGGUAGCAGAUUGUCCAGAAAGCAUUUUAAAUGAAGAGGUAUCAAACCCUUAGGGGCCAAAAUUCUGUAUAUUAGAUUACUCUUAAAGGAAAAACCAGCUGCCGCUUUUAUGUACACGUAUUCCAUACGAGUAGGUGGCAAACUUUAAAAAUAAGAAAAACCCUAGGCAUGUUGAUGUUGCAAAAUGCUGUAUAAAGCUGACACCUGUUCACUCAGUGCCAUUGUAGUUGACAUGAAGCGAUUGUAAGACUGUCUCCGAUUUUUCUCUGGUUUAUUAAAAUGCUAACUAUAACAUUUUUUGUGAAUACUUUGAAUGUUUCCUAACAGUUGUGAUGUUACCGUUCCGUUUUAUGCUCUUAUUCCAAUUUCAUUUUUAAUGGUUUGGAAGCCAUUUUUGUAAUGAAUAAAUGUUCAUGCUGUACAAUAUCUGUAGCAUGCCGUUCUGGAUUAAUAAAAGCAACUUAGUAUGUGCA